Suncus etruscus (white-toothed pygmy shrew) is the source of this 2122-nucleotide messenger RNA. It is a transcript of the gene DYNLT3, whose product is annotated as dynein light chain Tctex-type 3. Gene Ontology annotation, cellular component: cytoplasm; kinetochore; cytoplasmic dynein complex. Gene Ontology annotation, molecular function: dynein intermediate chain binding. The transcript is spliced from 5 exons. Gene Ontology annotation, biological process: microtubule-based movement. The record is from RefSeq and is a predicted model, not a curated record. Lineage: Eukaryota; Metazoa; Chordata; Mammalia; Eulipotyphla; Soricidae. The coding region runs from base 167 to 517 and encodes 116 amino acids.
ACGCCUUUCUUUCCUCCACCCCCGGAAGGUGGCGCUCUUGCGUCACAGAGGUGGGGUGCACGUAGCAACGCCCCCUGCAGACAGACUAGGCGGGGCUGCUUUUGAGGCCUGCCUGCAGCCCAGCUCUAGCUCCUUCGCGCUCCGCCCGGGAUCUCCUUUGGCAGUUAUGGAGGAUUAUCAUCGCCCCAGCGAAGAGGUUGGCUUCAAUGCAGAGGAAGCCCACAAUAUUGUUAGAGAUUGCAUAGAUAGUGUCUUGUCUGGUGAAGAUUAUAAUCAGAACAGCAUCAACCAGUGGACUGCAGCAAUUGUGGAACAAUCCUUGUCUCAUUUGGUUAGGUUGGGGAAAGCUUACAAGUAUAUUGUGACCUGUGCUGUGGUUCAGAAGAGUGCCUAUGGCUUUCAUACUGCCAGUUCCUGUUUUUGGGACACUACAUCCGAUGGAACCUGCACUGUGAGAUGGGAGAAUCGAACCAUGAACUGCAUUGUCAAUGUCUUUGCCAUUGCUAUUGUUCUGUGACAAGCUAAAAAGUUUCAAGUCAAGUCAACUUGCAAUUUUGAUUCAGUGCAUUCUAUGUAAAAUAAAGUGAUAGUUAUAAAUGUGCUAGACAAGUUUGCAAUUAUGCUUAGGAUCUAUCAACAGAAGCUGAUUAUCAUUAUGCCAGUAAUUUCAUAGUAAGAUGGUUCAUUUUACUGGAUAGCAUUAUUUAAAUAGAAAAAAGUAAGGUUAGAAAAAAGCAAAUACAGAUCUAUAGCAUUACCUAAAAAUGUAAAUUUAUAUUUACACCAGCUUUUCAUUAAUCACCAAGGAGACGGGGGAAAGCCUUCCAGAAAAAGAUUGUCUUUCAACUAUAGAAGUUAAGAGGAAAUAUAAUAAUAAAAAACCCAUAAUGAUAAAUCUGGAAAAAUAAUAAUAUUAAGUUAACAAUUCUUAGGCUAUUCUCCCUACUUUAAUUGUACAUAUAACUUAAUGGAAAGCAAUUCUGUUAUUGUCUAUGGACUAAUGUCACAAAACAAAUAUUAACCUUUUUUUAAAUUGUUGAAUUUUUUUGAAAUUUUUGGAUUUGUAUUUUAGGAUAAAUUAAAUCUGCUAUCAUGAAUUUCCAAGUAAAAAUUAUUACAAGGUGUGACAACAAAGUAUAGUUUGUUUAUUCUAUAUGGAACUAACUUGUAUUCAAUUGCUAUUAGGAGCAUUUAUCUAUGACUAUCAUCAUUAUAAAUAUGCUAUUUAAAAUCUAACUUUUUAUACCACCUGUUCUGGUGGACAACUAAAUUUGGAAGAAAAAAAUUGCUUUACAAGAUUGGAGGAAAAAUCAAGUUGGCUACCCAGGUAGAAGCAACCUAAAUAAAAUGUACUUACUCCUGACAGAAUAAUACAAUUUUAAGAAUUUAUUAUAGUCAGUAAAAUAUACUGAAAACAUAUUUAAAUCAUAUUUAAAGGCCUUAUUAGCACUUUAUUAUAUAAAUGUAAAAUUGCCAUUGGCUAUUACCACCUAAAUAAUUUUAAUUAUUUCUGUGGAGUUCACUUUCAUUGAGAUGAAGAUAAAUUAAAAGUAUACAAUCAUUUAGCAGGUUACCACAUAUCUCAGGGUUUAUGAAAUUAGUUAUAUAUACUAUAAAAAUAAAGGUUGAAACAUUAGGUUAAACAGCUAUCCACCAAAUGCGAAGUCAAUCAGUCUUUUCUUUGACCUUGUAAGCAAAAUCAUUUGCAUAUUACACUAACACCAGUACAUAGAGAAUUGGAUUUCUCAUUGGAUUUUGGAAGGUGAAAGAAAAGCUUACUAUUAGUAUUGACUAGAUAGUAUUCUUGUAGGAAUACUAUGUAUACUUGAUAUUUUACUGAGUAAUAUUUUAAUGUGUAAGAAAAAUUUUAUAUAAAUACAGUAUUUCUGUAUUACAGUAGAAUGUAAUACAAUGAUAGAAAUUUUUGGCAUGUCAAAUCGCUCAUUUUUGUUACUCUGCUGGCUGGCUUUUGUGCCUAUAUACAUUACCAUAGUGAUCAAAAUAUCUGCAGUUAAAACUAACCUUUCAAGAUUAUUAUUAAAGCCAGAUUUGAAACAAGAUGAUUAAAAAUACCUCGUUAACUUGCUUUCUGCUGUUUCCAGUUAAAAUGUAAUAAAGUCUA